Messenger RNA from Striga asiatica, 186 nucleotides. The record is from the annotation of a GenBank genome assembly. Lineage: Eukaryota; Viridiplantae; Streptophyta; Magnoliopsida; Lamiales; Orobanchaceae.
AUGGAGAGCACGUCAAGUACCCUGAGCAAACCGAAAUCCGAGCAAACGGCUAAAGGAUACGGAUGGUCCCGACCACUGCAGAGAAAAGAGCGGGCUUUCGAGACCGACAACAUGGCACGAUUGACGUCCUUGAUUGAAAGAAGGAUGUUCUUCCGUAUGCAAAGCCGGCGGCCAAUUCUUGCAGUA